Molecule: messenger RNA, 453 nt
Organism: Benincasa hispida (wax gourd)
Lineage: Eukaryota; Viridiplantae; Streptophyta; Magnoliopsida; Cucurbitales; Cucurbitaceae
Source: RefSeq, a predicted model, not a curated record
AUGGGAGAGAGAUUCUUGGAUUCAAAUGCCCCCUUAAAGUUAACCAGUGGAAUCAUCAAUCUCAAAAUUGAUGAUGAAGAAGACAACCUUCUCCAAGGCUUAAACAGCUACCGACAAGCACAGAACCUCCCGCCGCUCACAAAGAAUGCAAAAGCCGACUGCAUUGCAAACGAGAUCGCCGACGAUGCAGAAGAUCAGCCCUGUACUGUCACCACCGCCAAAUCAAACGUCGUUGCAAGCCGACCGUCACAGAUCACGAAGUAUUUGAACGAUUCGAGGUUCGUCGGGGCCGGACUGGGCAAGGAGGAUGACUGGAUGGUGGUGGUUCUGACCACCGGAGCGAAUACCGGGAGCUUUGAAGGAUCGGGGGCGGGGUUGGUGGUGGUUUCGAUUUGGGGAUGGGUUGUGUUGGUUGUGUUAGGGUUUCUGAUUGGGGAUUUUGUGAGAUUGUAA